This is a messenger RNA of Aspergillus niger, 2289 nucleotides long. RefSeq lists its product as uncharacterized. The record is from RefSeq and is a predicted model, not a curated record. The coding region runs from base 1 to 2289 and encodes 762 amino acids. Gene Ontology annotation, molecular function: steryl-beta-glucosidase activity. The transcript is spliced from 4 exons. NCBI's taxonomy places the organism in Eukaryota, Fungi, Ascomycota, Eurotiomycetes, Eurotiales, Aspergillaceae. Gene Ontology annotation, biological process: carbohydrate metabolic process; ergosteryl 3-beta-D-glucoside catabolic process.
AUGGGCCCUCUACGACUCCGCAUUGAGGGACGAACUUUCAAGGACUCGCACAAUAGAGAGAUUACACUAAGAGGAAUAAACGUGGCUGGGGAAUGCAAAUAUCCUAAGAACCCUGAUACACCGUCCUACGUUUCUGAUAAUUUCUUUGACGCCGAUAACGUUUCCUUCGUCGGUCGCCCUUUUUCACUUGACGACGCUCAUACACACUUUGCUAGGCUACGCAAAUGGGGUUACAAUACUCUGCGAUACAUCUUCACUUGGGAAGCGAUUGAACAUGAGGGGCCCGGAAAGUACGAUGAUGAAUGGAUAGCAUUCACUAUUGAAGUCCUGCGUAUCGCCAAGCAAUACCAAUUCUAUGUCUUUUUGGAUCCUCACCAAGAUGUGUGGUCUAGACUAUCGGGAGGCUCCGGUGCGCCAGCCUGGACACUCUACGCAGCAGGCUUAAACCCCCGGACGUUCAAGAAGACCGAAGCUGCCCUUGUUCAGAAUACUUAUGAUAUUCCGGCUGAAUUUCCUAAAAUGAUUUGGAGUACGAAUUAUACCCGUCUUGUCUGUCAAACAAUGUUUACACUGUUUUGGGGAGGUCGGGAUUUCGCUCCGAAGGCGAUAAUCAACGGCAUGAACAUACAGGACUAUCUGCAAGGGCACUUCAUUGCAGCGUGUCGAUAUUUCGCCCAGAAGAUUCAUGAAGCUGGCGACAUUGAGAAUGACGUCGUUAUCGGGUGGGAGAGCAUGAAUGAGCCUCAUCGCGGACUCAUUGGAGUACAGGACAUAUCCGUGAUCCCACCGGAGCAACAGCUUCAGCUCGGCACAUCGCCCACCGCUUUCCAAGCCAUGCUUACUGGUUCGGGACGAGCGUGCGAGCAAACAACCUGGAAUUUCGGCAGCUUUGGCCCUCACCAGACCGGCAGAGAACUUGUAGACCCUGAGGGUGAAUCUGCAUGGCUGCCAGCUGAUUAUGACGAUCAGAAAUACGGCUGGAAGCGCGAUCCCGAUUGGAAAUUAGGCAAGUGUCUUUGGGCUCAACAUGGAGUUUGGGAUCCGUCAACGGACCAACUUCUCCGGAAAGAUUACUUUUCAAAAGUGCCACAGACUGGAGAACCCCUGAACUAUGAUAGGUUCACCAAUACGUAUUUUAUGGAACAUUACAGGGCUUACAGGGAUGCCCUCCGAAGCGUCUGGCCGGGGGCCAUCAUGUUGUGCCAACCGCCGGUUAUGGAAAUCCCCCCAGACUUGAAGGGAACAGCCGAUGAUGAUCCUAACAUGGUCCAUGCGGUACAUUAUUACGAUGGACUGACACUUCUGACGAAACAUUGGAACCGGCUAUACAACGUGGACGUGAUCGGUGUUCUUCGAGGAAAGUAUCUCACUCCGGCAUUUGCCGUCAAGAUCGGAGAGACAGCCAUUCGAAAUUGCCUGCGAGAUCAGCUCAAAUUCCUCCGGGAUGAAAGUCUGACGUACAUGGGGGAUCAUCCGCUGAUUUUCACAGAGAUUGGUAUUCCCUAUGACAUGGACGACAAACAUGCCUACAGAACCGGUGAUUAUAGCAGCCAAGUCAGUGCGAUGGAUGCGAACCACUUCGCUCUAGAAGGAAGCACAGGCAAUGGUUUCACGCUGUGGCUCUACACCACCACGAACAACCACGAGUGGGGCGAUAACUGGAACGGCGAAGAUCUGUCAAUCUACUCCCUCGAUGAUCUGGAGCUGCCAAGUGGGAAGCUUCUAGCACUGGAGGGCGAGUCCCGAACGGACCCCGACCCUCAUUCUCCCGCCUACUCGGAAAGUCAAGGCAAUCCAGAGCAUCAUCAGGUUAGACCCGAUAAUCUGAAGGACGCGCUGGCCACACCGUCCAUUACGUCAGAAUACACCCAAUCCAAUGCAGACAAACUGGGCUUUCGAGCUGGAGAGGCAUUCAUCCGACCCAGCCCGAUCUAUACCUAUGGAGAUGUCUCGAAGUAUCUUUUUGACCUUCGCAACUGCACGUUCACCCUAUCGCUGGUCGGCAGUAAGAGGAUCCUGGGAGAUGAGGUGGCCACGGAGAUCUACUUGCCCGAAUUCCAUUUCCCUGAUACCCAAACCGUGGUCUCGGUCAGUAGUGGAGAAUGGAGGAUCGAUUACACAGAGAUCAACUCGAUCAAGGUGCAGCGGCUCCGCUGGUGGCAUAUGGAAGGGGAGCAGGAUAUUAAGAUCCAAGGUGUGAAGCGGAAACCCGGCGACCUGAGCAGUGUGUCGGCGGAUGAUCUGAGCUAUCUCGAGCAGUGCCAGAAAGGUGGAUGCACGGUGAUGUAG